AUGUCAUUCCGAGGCGCCCCCAGAGGACGCGGCACAGGCGCCAAUUUCGGCGGCGGAGGUAGAGGCGGUGGAGGAUUUGGCGGUCGUGGAGGACGUGGAGGGUUCCAGCAACGAGAUAAUGGACCGCCGGAUGCUGUUCAUGAAAUGGGAACGUUCUUGCAUGCGUGUGAGGGAGAGAUUGUGUGCGAGUCUGUGAAUACUAAGAUUCCGUAUUUCAAUGCUCCGAUAUAUCUUGAGAAUAAGACUGCAAUUGGCAAAGUCGACGAGAUUCUGGGUCCUAUAAACCAAGUUUAUUUCACAAUCAAACCCUCAGAAGGCAUCCAAGCCACCUCCUUCGCCUCCGGCGACAAAUUCUACAUCGGCGGCGACAAGCUCCUCCCUCUCGAAAAGUUCCUCCCAAAACCAAAACCACCACCCGGAGCACCAAAACCCAAGCGCGCAGGUGGAGCCAGAGGUGGACGAGGAGCGCCCAUGCGUGGUGGACGAGGCGGAGGUCGCGGUGCGCCUAGGGGACGUGGGGGAUUCAGUGCUGGAGGACGAGGGGGUUCCAGAGGUGGAGGCGGGUUUUCGAGGGGUGGUAGUGGGUUUACGCCUAGGGGACGAGGAGGUGGAAGAGGUGGGGGGUUCUCGAGGGGACGAGGUUAG
Messenger RNA from Glarea lozoyensis ATCC 20868, 645 nucleotides. Its product is annotated as Translation protein. NCBI's taxonomy places the organism in Eukaryota, Fungi, Ascomycota, Leotiomycetes, Helotiales, Helotiaceae. The record is from RefSeq and is a predicted model, not a curated record. The coding region runs from base 1 to 645 and encodes 214 amino acids. The transcript is spliced from 6 exons. Gene Ontology annotation, cellular component: box H/ACA snoRNP complex. Gene Ontology annotation, molecular function: box H/ACA snoRNA binding. Gene Ontology annotation, biological process: ribosome biogenesis; snoRNA guided rRNA pseudouridine synthesis.